AUGGCAUGUGCCCAUCUACACAAUGUCAGUAUAGCUCAAGUGAAUCUUGAGCAGCUUAAAAUAAGCAUUGAUGAUUCGAGGAGAAAUCGCACGACAACACGGCGCCUAACCAAUAAUAGGAGUCGCGAUGAAGAUCACGGUGAUCACCGAUGGAAUUGCGUUGCUUGUGGAGCGGGUGCGCAUCCGUGGAUGUGCCUCUCGUGUGGUCUCAUCCAUUGCAGUCGAUCGGAGAACCGCGACGCGCUUCGUCACUACGAACUGUAUCGAAAUCACUCCUUGAUCAAUGGACAGGUGAAGACGAUGGACAGAGUGAACCAUUGCAUUGCGAUGAGCUGCAAUGAUACCAGCGUGUUUUGUUAUGAAUGCGAUGAUUUCAUUGGCGAUGACACAGAUGACAACAAGAUCCAUUCAGUCCGCAAAUCGCUGCAACUCUUCAACAAGGCUCGAUCAGCUGAUCAUUUGUAUUCGUCGAUUGCCUAUGAAUCGUAUCUCGAGGAUGAUUCGGAUUCACCUGCAGAUGAAGGAACUGAAGAAGAGGAUAUCAGUCAAUCAAUCGUCAUCCCACCGCAACCAUCAAUAUUUGUGGUCGAUGAGGAGAGUGGUUCAGUGCCCGAAGAUGAGGUAUCGAUCGGGAGUCUAUCGUUGAAAAAUAGUGCUCAGACUCUUCCAAUUCUCCACGUUUCUGCAUCGGCUCCGACACUCGGAAAAGAAAGUGUUGUGAAGGGUGGACACCUAUUGAGGGCAAGGAAACGAAAGAUAUCUCCCGAGAAAAAAGAGCUCCCAACGCCGGUAGCCUUCGAUCUUGAACAAGAGCCGGUAGUGGUCGAUCGUCGACGGGGUUUGGCAAAUCUAGGCAACACUUGCUUUAUGAACUCCGUGCUACAAGCAUUAACAUCGGUGGACUGGUUUCGCGAGUUCAUGGUGGCAUUGCCUUUAUUGGAAGCGGAUAGUGUUGAGACACCGGAUUCACGAGCGAAGAGGCCAUUCUAUUGCACACGGCGAGCAUCAGCUCAAUUAUUGAAUGAUGACGAUAAUAAGAAAAGCUUGACACCAAUCUUUGCUGAAGUUCUCCGCCAAACGAUUCACGAGAUUUUCACCAAUAAAAGCUCAUCCGUGCAACCGGCCGCUUUUUUUCAAGAAGUCUGGAGAUUAAAUCCGAGAUUUAGAGGCUUUCAACAACAGGAUUCGCAUGAGUUUUUGCGAAUGAUGCUGGAUCGAGUGCAUAGCGAUUUAAGGAAAUGUCGUAUACCGGAAGAUGUGGAGAAAAGAUUCGCUCGUUCUUGUGGCAAUUCAAGUAUGGGAGCGACAGAGUCGGCGAUCUCGCGUCUUUUUGAGGGAGCUUUGUUGAGUCAAGUGAUCUGUUUGACGUGUCGAUCAGCUAGCAAUAUUCAGGAUCCAUUUCUCGAUCUAUCCCUCGAAAUGCCAUCACCUUUAAAUCGAUCACAAUUCGUUUCACUCGCCGAUUGUAUCAAGCAAUUUUUCGCCAAAGAAGAAUUGGAUCAUUGUGAACAGUACAUGUGCGCAAAAUGUGGCGAGCGACGACCGUCAACAAAGCAACUCUUCUUGAAGUCACUGCCAAACGUCCUAUGUCUACAUCUAAAGCGUUUCCGUUGGGGAACUCAUCGGGGAAAGCUCGACUAUAUGGUCGAUUUUCCUCUUGAUGGCCUUGAUUUGACGCCUUAUCUAGCACCCAGUGCUGGUCGUGCCCAAUCGCAUCUCUACACUCUUUGCAGUAUCAUUGUGCACCAGGGUUCUGGUGUCUCGUCCGGUCAUUAUACGACUUAUGGUCUAUCAGGCGGUACUUGGUGGCAUUUCAAUGACGAUCGCGUUAAACCCACCACUGAUACGACUGUGCUCCGGCAAAAAGCCUAUUUACUUUUCUAUAUGAAGCAGCAAAAA
This is a messenger RNA of Mesorhabditis belari, 1899 nucleotides long. The record is from the annotation of a GenBank genome assembly. NCBI's taxonomy places the organism in Eukaryota, Metazoa, Nematoda, Chromadorea, Rhabditida, Rhabditidae.